Oncorhynchus mykiss (rainbow trout) is the source of this 3000-nucleotide messenger RNA. RefSeq names its product calsequestrin-1. Gene Ontology annotation, biological process: regulation of skeletal muscle contraction by regulation of release of sequestered calcium ion. Gene Ontology annotation, molecular function: calcium ion binding. The record is from RefSeq and is a predicted model, not a curated record. Gene Ontology annotation, cellular component: Z disc; sarcoplasmic reticulum lumen. NCBI's taxonomy places the organism in Eukaryota, Metazoa, Chordata, Actinopteri, Salmoniformes, Salmonidae.
UUUCAGCGGUCAACUCUCCCUGGGUCUUCAGCCUGCUUCUCUCUCCCUCCAACUCACUCUCGUUAUUGGAACCACUCCCCUCCCUCACCCCCCUGGCCAGUAGCGUCUAAGCCCACGCGCCAUUUUUUUAAAAGGGGGAUUCAACACUCCGACCUGCUCUUCUCUGGCCGGCGUCGAAACGAAGUGGACCUUGUUCCUGGGUGUAGUGUUUUGUGUAUUUUAGGAACAACGUAAAACAUAUAUAUAUAUAUUUUUUUACGAAACAUUAAACAAUUCAUCCAUUGACGUCCGAGUCGUGGGAGACUUGAGUGUCGGGAACCAACAAUAACCUGGAACCAUGAAGUGGGGUUGGGUGUUUCUGGGGGCCCUGCUCUCCUUGGGGUCCCUGUCCUGGGGGGAGAAGGGUCUGGAGAUCCCUGAGUAUGAUGGGAAAGACCGCGUCCAUGAUCUCAACGCUAAGAAUUACAAAUCUGUGAUGAAGAAGUACGAUGUGAUGGUGAUCUACUACCAUGCACAUGUGGAGAACAACAAAAACGCCCAGAAAGCUUUUGAGAUGGAGGAACUCGCCCUGGAGUUACUCACCAGUCCAGCUGCCCUGACGUUCCAGCUUGCAGCCCAGGUUCUUGAUGAUAUCGAUGAUGAAGACAUUGGAUUUGGUCUUGUGGAUGAGAAGAAGGACCUCUCUGUCGCCAAGAAGCUGGGUCUGGACGAGGUGGAGAGCAUCUACAUCUUUAUUGAUAAUGAGAUCAUUGAGUAUGACGGUGAGCUGGCCGCUGACACCCUAGUGGAGUUCCUCUACGACGUGAUUGAGGACCCCGUGGAGAUAAUUGAUAAUGAGCGUGAGCUGAAGGGCUUCCACAACAUUGACGAGGACAUCAAGCUGGUCGGCUACUUCAAGAGUGAAAAAUCGCCCCACUUCAUUGAGUAUGACGAUGCUGCCGAGGAGUUCCAUCCAUUCAUCAAGUUCUUCGCCACCUUUGACCCCAAGAUUGCCAAGAAGCUGAAUAUGAAGUUGAACGAGGUUGACUUCUACGAGCCCUUCAUGGAGGAACCAGUGACCAUCCCAGGAAAGCCGUACACUGAGGCUGAGCUUGUAGACUACAUUGAGGAACAUGACAGGCCCACUCUGAGGAAGCUCGAGCCCCACAGCAUGUACGAGACCUGGGAAGAUGACAUUGAUGGAGAGCACAUUGUAGCCUUCGCUGAGGAGGAUGACCCUGACGGUUUUGAGUUCCUGGAGAUCCUGAAAGAGGUGGCCCGUGAAAACACUGACAACCCCGACCUCAGCAUCAUCUGGAUCGACCCCGACGACUUCCCCCUGCUUGUGCCCUACUGGGAGAAGACCUUCGGCAUUGACCUCGGUUCCCCUCAGAUCGGUGUUGUGGAUGUGGAAGAUGCCGACAGUGUGUGGAUGGAGAUGGAUGAUGAUGAGGACAUGCCCACUGCUGAUGAGCUUGAGGACUGGAUCGAGGAUGUGCUGUCCGGAAAGAUCGAUCCAGAUGAUGAUGAUGAUGACGAUGAUGACGACGACGACGAUGAUGAUGAUGAUGAUGAUGAUGAUGAUGACGACGACGAUGAUGAUGAUGAUGAUGACGACGAUGAUGAUGAUGAUGACGACGAAGAUGACGACGACGACGAUGAUGAUGAUGAUGACGAUGAUGAAUAAAAGCUUACUUGCCAUCCUUGGGUUGGCUCGGCUUUAGCCAACAGUGGCCGAAAGCUGGUACCAAUCAUCAGUUUCCUAACAUCUCGUCAAACACAUGUUGUGUCCCUUCCUGUUUGCUUCCUGUAUCUCUUUCUCAAAGCCCUGAUCAGAUAGUCCGGUGAUAUGCCAAAAGGGCAACACCUAAAUCAAAUUGACUCACAGAAGGUUGGUGGCACCUUAAUUGGGGAGGAGCGCUCGUGGUAAUUGCUGGAGCGGAUUAGGUGGAAUAGUGUCAAAUACAUCAAACACAUGGUUUGAUGCCAUUCCCUUCGCUCUGUUCCAGCCGUUAUUAUGAGCUGCCCAACCCUCAGCAGCCGCAACUGAUUUCACUGGGUGAGAAAAGACAUGGAAGCAGGGGGAAAUUUUUGUCUGUGAAAAGAAAAUGGGUUGCGGCUCAAAUGUAAGAUCAGUGUUCCUUGUUCAGUAUGAAACGUUUGUCUCUCUCUUCAUGUGGUUAUAACUGUGAGUGUAUGUGAGGACAAAUUUGAGGAAAACUAGUAUGUUUGACUUAGUUUUAUCUCGUUUUUCACAAUCAGGGUUGCUCCCUUUCCCCUCUCUCAUUUGUUCCAUUUGUCUGUACUCUGUAACAUCUACAUGUUUUCUACUGGUAAAGAGAAGAAACAUUGUACUAUAUUUUACUAUAUUGUAUUAUUUUUUAAAGAGAAGGAAACUUAACCUCACUGAAAUGUCUUGACAUGUCUUAAGAAAAAAUCAGUUUCGAAGAGUGAUUAUGAAGAUCUUGGAAUUCACAAAAAGACAAAAUAACUUGAUUGUUUCUGGUCCAAUAUUGGAAAAAAAAUGAAAAAACAAACAAUUAAAAAUGUAAUAUUGUUGUUUGUCAUAAUUUCUAUAUGAAUGUGGAAGUGUCUUUGUGUUUUUGUGACACAACAACAUUUCUACAAACGAAAGCUACAUAAUUGUGAAACCUAUAAGAACCAGUACAUAUUUUGAUGAUGGUGAAGCUUUACACAUCAAAUAUAAUCUAAUUCAAGACUCUUGAGAAUGUCAGAGAGACAAGACUGUGGCAACUUUCAUGGCUCCACAAAACUAAAAGGUGCAAAAUUCUCACAGGAGCAAACAUUUCGUAAAUCUGUCCCAGAGAGUAUUUUACUGCCUUGAUGAGGCAUAAAACACAUGAUAUACAGAAAUACCUUCAGAAAGUAUUCAUUCCUGUUCACUUUUUACACAUUUUGUUUUGUUACAGUUUGUGUGACUGAUCUACUCAUAACGUCAACGUUAAAUUUUGUUUUUAAGAAAGGUUUACAAACUAAUUAAAAAUAAAAAGCUGAAAUAUA